GCAUUCCCACACAGACACAGUCACACGGACAUACAUUCCUCUGCUCAGGCUCUGUAGUGUGAAAAAAGUGAGCUUUCCCAUUUAGAUUCUCUCUCUCACCGUCUCUCUACUCAAACAGACCCUCACACCAUCUUCUGUUAGUGAGGUUAUAAAAGAUGGCUGAUGCUGAGGACAUUCAACCCCUUGUUUGCGAUAAUGGAACUGGAAUGGUUAAGGCUGGAUUUGCUGGUGAUGAUGCUCCAAGGGCUGUGUUCCCCAGUAUUGUUGGCCGACCUCGACAUACUGGUGUAAUGGUUGGGAUGGGGCAAAAGGAUGCUUAUGUUGGUGAUGAAGCACAGUCAAAAAGAGGUAUUCUCACAUUGAAAUACCCAAUUGAACACGGCAUUGUCAGCAAUUGGGAUGAUAUGGAGAAGAUCUGGCAUCACACUUUCUACAACGAGCUCCGUGUUGCCCCGGAAGAGCACCCUGUACUACUAACAGAAGCACCGCUGAACCCCAAGGCCAAUAGGGAGAAGAUGACCCAGAUAAUGUUUGAGACGUUCAAUGUCCCUGCCAUGUAUGUUGCCAUCCAGGCUGUUCUGUCUCUUUAUGCCAGUGGUCGUACAACAGGUAUUGUCUUGGAUUCUGGUGACGGUGUCAGCCACACAGUGCCAAUCUAUGAAGGUUAUGCCCUUCCCCAUGCCAUCCUUCGGUUGGACCUUGCAGGUCGUGAUCUAACAGAUGCCUUGAUGAAGAUCCUCACUGAGAGAGGGUACUCCUUCACUACAACUGCAGAGCGGGAAAUUGUUCGUGACAUGAAGGAGAAACUUGCUUAUAUUGCCCUGGAUUAUGAACAAGAGUUGGAGACUGCCAAGAGCAGCUCUUCUGUAGAGAAAAGCUAUGAGUUGCCAGAUGGGCAGGUGAUCACUAUUGGAGCAGAGAGGUUCCGCUGCCCAGAAGUCCUAUUCCAGCCAUCACUCAUUGGAAUGGAAGCUGCUGGAAUUCAUGAAACCACCUACAACUCCAUCAUGAAGUGCGAUGUUGAUAUUAGGAAAGAUCUUUAUGGCAACAUUGUGCUCAGUGGUGGCUCAACCAUGUUCCCUGGAAUCGCUGAUCGUAUGAGCAAGGAAAUCACUGCCCUUGCUCCUAGCAGCAUGAAGAUCAAGGUGGUGGCACCUCCUGAAAGGAAGUACAGUGUCUGGAUUGGAGGAUCCAUUUUAGCUUCUCUCAGCACCUUCCAGCAGAUGUGGAUAUCCAAGGGUGAAUAUGAUGAAUCUGGUCCAGCUAUUGUCCAUCGGAAAUGCUUCUGAGUUGGGUGGUGUUAUGUCCUUGUCGUCUUCUUUGCGAGGUCCUGAGUCAUGCGAGAUUGGUUGCAUUUGAAGCUUGGGGUAUUGCUAGAUAGAGGAUACUGCUAUAAUUGAAUGCUUGAGGUUAUAAGUUUGAACCAUGAUGUGCUUUCUUUUAGAUUUUUGGAGCCAAGCCAUCAUUGGUGUUGGAUGGCUGGCGAUGAAUUUUAGGUGGUAGUUUUGUUUGCUUGUCAGUCAUUUGCCUAUGAUUCGGCUUGUGACUAUUUUAGGUCAUUUGUGUUACGAGGGAAGGUUUAGUUUUAUUCUCAUUGUCCUUCAUUUUUCUCCUUGAUUUGUGUUUUUUUCUUGGUUCUUAUUUUAUUGUACGAGAAUUGAAUUUCAAUGUAAAAUUGCAGCGAACUAUAUAAGGAUGAUUCACAUUUGUUUUGUCGUCUUCUUAUUUAAACCUCGUCGCAUGUUCUUUCUGGCUGGCUUGGCUUGGCUUGGAAAUUCAGCUUAUGAU
Messenger RNA from Ilex paraguariensis (yerba mate), 1788 nucleotides. NCBI's taxonomy places the organism in Eukaryota, Viridiplantae, Streptophyta, Magnoliopsida, Aquifoliales, Aquifoliaceae. The record is from the annotation of a GenBank genome assembly.